This is a messenger RNA of Zingiber officinale, 1373 nucleotides long. RefSeq lists its product as uncharacterized. The coding region runs from base 291 to 1007 and encodes 238 amino acids. Lineage: Eukaryota; Viridiplantae; Streptophyta; Magnoliopsida; Zingiberales; Zingiberaceae. The transcript has a single exon. The record is from RefSeq and is a predicted model, not a curated record. Gene Ontology annotation, cellular component: plasma membrane.
AUCUUUGCUUUACUUUCAAUUAUUGUUGCAGCAGUAAUAAUAAGGUUAGACUCUCAGUUCCAAUUUCCAAAGAAGUUUUAUUACUCGGUCUAGCCGGAAAAUUAACAAAGAAUCCGUGUGUUUAAUAUAAUAAUCGACGGCAACAUCUUAAGGACCAGUAGUCAGUGACGGAUCACUGAUGGCGUGUCGCCUCUGUCAACAAAGCAAAAACGACCACAAAUCUCGGUCGCUAGCGCUCUUCCAAUUAAUUUAAACACCCGUAAUUCUAAAUUUCUAAUAGCCAAAUCAACAUGGCUGAUGCUUGGAAGCAGGACGAUAAGGAGCAGGUGCCCCCCCUUGCGGUGGCAGCCGUGGUCGAGGCCCGCACCGGUGAGCACGACGAGGCCACCCGGUGGCCCUCGGUGCCGUACCUCCGGAAGAGGCAGUGCGCGCUGUGGUGCUGCGGGUGCUGCGCUGCCACCCUCCUCCUCCUCGGCCUCGCCGUCCUCAUCCUUUCCCUCACCGUGCUCAGGGCCAUGGACCCCACGCUGACAGUGAACGACAUCUCCCUCCCUCGCUUCAGCGCCGAGCCCGGGGACUUCGGCGGCGACAGCCUGGUGUGCGUCAACGCCACGCUGCUGGCCGACCUGUCCCUCAGGAACCCCAACGUGGCGUCGUUCCGCUUCGGCCGCAGCGCCACCGAACUCUACUACGGCGGGGAGACGGUGGGAGUGGCGUACUUGCCGGAGGGAAAGGUGGGCGCGCGGCGGACGUCACGACUGACCGCGACGGUGGACGUGCUGACCACACGCGUGGCGCGGCGGAUGAACGUCACGCCGGAGAUGGUAACCAGCGGGACGGCUACCGUUGAGUUCACCAGCUUCACGGACGUCUCCGGGAAGGUGACCGUGCUCGGCGUGUACAAGCGCAAGAUCGAGAUCGCCAUGAACUGCAGCCUGACGCUGACGCUGUACACCUUCCGCCGGGCCUCGGUCACCACCAACCAAUGCUCUGCAAAUGUCAGUUAAUAACACAUAGAGAUGUUAUCUGGCUCUGAUACGUGUUUCCCGCUUCUCGAUUGUGAUUGAGAUUGGUUAGAUGAAAUGCGAUUUUGAUAAGGAGAACGGAAUUCAAUCGAUUGGUUGUCAAUUGUUGAAUAGAGAAGACGAAGUGGAAUUGGUAGGUGGAGAUUAGCUCAAGUGCUGAUACACAUGGGUCAACUAAUUAGGUAGAGAAGGAUUAUUAGAGGGAAAUUUUGUUCGGAUGAAAAAGAAACGAGAGUAGGUCACCGAUUUGGACAUCAGGCAUGAGAUGUCUGGGUUGCUAGAAAGUGUGUUUCCGAUUCCUGUUAUUCAGAAAUUGUCUUAAGAUUGCUCUUGUUCAUAAUUGGAUUU